CAGACUGGUUGUCUCUGACGGAGGAUCAUGAUGAGCUGUUCAGGUCUUUCGGGCCUUCUUCUCCUAAUGCUGACAGGUGUCACAGUGGCUGAAGUUCAGAAAAGAGUCAUCAAUGGAUGGACCUGUGGGAAAAAUGAAGGCCCCCACCACGUGAUCCUGGGUCUUCAAGACAACCAAAAUUCUUUCCGUCCUAUCUGUGGAGGGUCUCUCAUUAGUGAUCAGUGGGUUCUGACUGCUGCUCACUGUAUUAUGUCGAAUUUGAAGGCAUUUUUGAAAACCAGUUCAACUGUGACAGAGUUUACUGAGAGUCACCUGUAUGUAGACUACAAUGGAGCACAUGACAUCGCUCUGCUGAAACUAAAGACUUCUCAGCCCACUCAGGUUCAGAUCAAAUUACCUGAGUACAUUGACUGCAGAACCCCUGAUUUCAGAACUAAGGUUAAAUUUUAUGGCAUGUUUACUGUGAAAAAUCCAUCCCAAUCAGCAGUUAAAGAGAAAUCAAUAUUACAUCCUGAUGGGAAAUUACACUGUGGAGAGCUGGAGGUAGUAAAGUGUGACGACAUGUCAAGAUACAGAAAUGGCCUGGACCUCGGUUUACAUUCAAUAGCCUCCAGUAGCCUUCUUUGUGCUAAGGAUCCUAACAAGAAUGUUGAUAGCUGUGGGGGCAAUUCUGGUGGCAGCCUGACCACAUCUGAUGGAGUUCUGCGUGGAGUGGUUUCAGCUGGCGAUGAGACAUUUUGUACCGGUCCUAUAAUGUUCAUGGAUGUCUGCCGCUACAGAAAGUCGAUCAAUCAAGUUACUAAAUUGUAACAGAUUGUGAGAGAGAUGAUAAAAUUCUGCUAAUACAAGAUAAAACCAAUAAAGA
Molecule: messenger RNA, 865 nt
Organism: Colossoma macropomum (tambaqui)
Lineage: Eukaryota; Metazoa; Chordata; Actinopteri; Characiformes; Serrasalmidae
Product: granzyme A-like
Exons: 5
Coding region: 28-810 (260 amino acids)
Biological process (GO): proteolysis
Molecular function (GO): serine-type endopeptidase activity
Source: RefSeq, a predicted model, not a curated record